Molecule: messenger RNA, 1461 nt
Organism: Cokeromyces recurvatus
Lineage: Eukaryota; Fungi; Mucoromycota; Mucoromycetes; Mucorales; Mucoraceae
Product: kinase-like domain-containing protein
Exons: 6
Coding region: 70-1380 (436 amino acids)
Biological process (GO): signal transduction; peptidyl-serine phosphorylation; endocytosis
Cellular component (GO): nucleus; cytoplasm
Molecular function (GO): protein serine/threonine kinase activity; ATP binding
Source: RefSeq, a predicted model, not a curated record
UUUUUUUUAUUUUUUUUUUUUAUACUCCUAUAUCUGCUGUCUCCUCUUUUAUUUUUUAAUAAUUAAACGAUGGAAAAGAUUUCUCAUCACUCAUUACCUGAUAAAUCAAGUAGCCAGAGUAUUACAUCAACAGCGAGUACAAUUGUAGGCGUUCAUUACCAAGUGGGUAAAAAGUUGGGCGAAGGUAGUUUUGGUGUCAUCUAUGAAGGUCUCAAUUUAUUAAAUAAUCAGUCUGUUGCCAUUAAAUUUGAACCAAGAAAGUCUGAAGUGCCUCAAUUAAGAGAUGAAUAUCGUACAUAUAAGAUAUUAGCAGGAACAUCUGGAGUUCCUAGUGCUUAUUAUUUUGGUCACGAAGGACUUCAUAACAUACUCGUGAUCGAUUUAUUAGGUCCAAGUCUUGAAGAUCUUUUUGAUAUAUGUAAUAGAAAAUUUACUAUUAAAACUGUGGCUAUGGUUGCAAAGCAAAUGAUUUCUCGUGUACAAAGUGUUCAUGAACGAAAUUUGAUUUAUAGAGAUAUUAAGCCAGAUAAUUUUUUGAUCGGACGACCGGGAACAAAAUAUGCCAAUUUAGUAUUUUUAGUUGACUAUGGCAUGGCCAAACUCUAUCGUGAUCCAAAAACUAAAAAACAUAUUCCUUAUAGAGAACGCAGGAGUUUAUCAGGCACUGCAAGAUACAUGAGUAUCAAUACUCAUUUAGGAAGAGAACAAUCAAGAAGAGAUGAUUUAGAGGCUUUAGGUCAUGUAUUUAUGUACUUUUUAAGAGGCUCUUUACCUUGGCAAGGAUUAAAGGCAGCCACAAAUAAGCAAAAAUACGAAAAAAUUGGUGAAAAAAAGCAGACAACUGCUAUUAAAAGUUUAUGCGGAGCCUAUCCAGAGGAAUUUGGUAUCUAUCUUCAAUACGUUAGAAAGCUAGGAUUUGAAGAAACACCUGACUAUGAUUUUUUAAGAGAAUUAUUCGAUAAAGUAUUAGAAAAACAAAAUGAACAGGAUGAUGGUCUCUAUGACUGGGUCUUAUUAAACGAAGGCAAAGGCUGGGAGACUCGAUUCAAACAAUUAAAAGAAGCAAGAGCAAGAAGAUCAGGUCAUUAUCAUCAACAGCCUACGAAACAUCAAAGCAGUAGAAGAGCAACAACAAGAAAUACAAUCAAUAAUAGUAAACAAGUUGUCAUUCAGCAGCAGCAGCAACAACGACAACAACAGCAGCAGCAAACAACUUCGUAUGUGCCCCUUAAUCACAGUCAUGAUAUAAAAAACACGACAGCCACUGCUGCUGCUGCUACCAACCCUAAUGUAAAUGCUAUAGAUACUAAAGAACAAAAGCAAGGUUUCUGGAAAGGAUUCAUUCAUUUUAUAACAUGUUCUGGAGGACAAUAUGACUAAAUUAUAACUUAUAUCAAAUACCCGUUUGUUCUUUUUAUACAUUGUGCAAUAUUAAUAAAUAUUCAAUUUUUUUUUAUUUUA